AUGGUCCGGUGGCUGCAGAGGGUGUGUGGAGGAGUGGCGGCCGUUCUGAGUGGUGGGCUGGCCAUGGUGUAUGGGAGUGCCUUGAGCAGUCCUGUCGAAGCGGUGACUGAUCGGGCAGCAGCCCGAGGAUUUUGCGAACAUUCACAGUACGUCACCUCCUAUCGCUGCCAACGCUGCUUUGCCGUGGGCCACCGAUCAGCCCUUUGGCUUGCUCAUGGCUUGCGUUUUGGCACGGGGGUUCCAGUGUAUGGCUUGUCAAUGUCGGACCCCGGGGAUCCACGGGCUGCACGGGCACGCGACCAUUGGGCCCACAGUGAUGAGGUGGGCUUGCGCUACCACGGCAGAUUGAUCAAUGGACAUGGCCCUGAACGUGAUUGGAGGUUAUCGGAGCGUCCACCUGACUCACUGCAACGCUCGCAUGUGUUGGGUGAAAUCCGCCUACGGCCCCAGGAGCUGCUGUUUAUUGUCAUGCAUGAACACGCUCAUCUCCGCUGCAGGGAUACACUUCGACUCUUUGCCAUCCAACAGUUUCGGAUAUGGACUUCGGCCUUGGGCGCCUACUUUUUGCUCGCACCACGCUCAACCAUCUUCCGACGUGUUCGUUUGCUCGCAUGCAACCACCUCGGCUCGACGGCCUGUGCCGAGUCCUUUUCUUGA
Messenger RNA from Monosiga brevicollis MX1, 657 nucleotides. RefSeq lists its product as uncharacterized. The transcript has 2 exons. NCBI's taxonomy places the organism in Eukaryota, Choanoflagellata, Craspedida, Salpingoecidae. The record is from RefSeq and is a predicted model, not a curated record. The coding region runs from base 1 to 657 and encodes 218 amino acids.